Molecule: messenger RNA, 657 nt
Organism: Porites evermanni
Lineage: Eukaryota; Metazoa; Cnidaria; Anthozoa; Scleractinia; Poritidae
Source: the annotation of a GenBank genome assembly
AUGGGGAAAGAUUUCCACAUUGACUGCUUUAGAUGUGAGGUUAGUAGUUGAAGCAUUUCAUGACAAGGAGAGGCAAGAAUCAGAGCUAAAAUGCUUUAAUAAUAAAAUUACCAGAUUUCAAUAUUGUACACUCGGUGAUGGUGGAUUUCAUACUGCUUUGAUCUUUUCAAAAACAGCAGGUUUUUGUGCAAACUGUGAUGUCAUAAGAUUCUUUGUAUUAAGUAGGUCUUCCUAUAUAUUUGUGAAGCAGAAAGAUCAUUAUAUGCACCGAAGGAGAGAGUUACAUAGUCUUUGAGUGAAUUUUUGUGCCAUGUGUCACUGACUUAGUCUUUUACAUUUUUUACUCUCUAUGUCUGCUGGGGCACCUUAUGCUACCUUACAAAAAUCCAUCUAAUCCACCUCUGUAAUAAAUACUGUCAAUGAGUAAAAAAAGUUUAUUUCCAUAUUUUUCAGGAGUGUGGACUUCAGUUGUCAAGCAAGCAGCAGUGUUAUCCUAAAGACCAGCAUCUACUUUGUAGAAAAUGCCAUGUUAAAAAAACUCGCAAGUCAAAAUCACCACAAGAGACCCCAUGUAAUUCACCUUCUGACUCACCAAAUGUCACUCCUCGCUGUCUUCCACGUGCCAGACCUCGCAUUUUACGUGGACGCAAUCAGUGA